AUGCAUCUCACACAGCCCCUUUCCGUGCUUCUGGUUCUCAUCGAGGUCGCUGUCACAGCACCCCUCGCAGCAGCUACGCCAAAGCUGCUCAUCUGCUCCGACUCAACUACUGCCAACUACGCUGUUGGAAAUGCUCUUCAAGGUUGGGGAUAUUACAUCGGAGAGUAUCUGUCUAUCUCGGUAGACAACCUGGCCAUAAAUGGCCGCUCGACACGAUCCUUCAUCAACGAGGGCCAUUGGAGCGCCCUGCUGGACUCGGCCGCUGCUAGUGACUUUGUCAUCAUCGAGAUGGGCCACAACGACGAUGGCGAUCCAACGACAGACACAGACGAUCGAGCUACGCUGCCCGGGAUCGGCAACGACACUGUCGUUGUCACCAACUCGACCGGGCAGCAAGAGACAGUUGAGACAUUCGGCUGGUAUCUGCGCACGAUGAUCGCCGAUGUCCGCGCAAAGGACGCAGUUCCGAUCAUCUCGGGGAUGGUGAACAGGAACUACUGGACUGGCGAGACGCUGCAAGCAGACUGGCCGUUUGCCGACUACGCACAGCAGGUCGCUGAGCAGACGGCUGCGCAAUGGGUCGACCACACGGCGUACUCUGUUGAGGAGUGGCAGUCGUUUGGCUCGGUCGAGGCGAAGACGUACUACCCUAACGACAACACGCACACGAACUGGGAUGGCGCGAGGAUCAAUGCGGAGACUUUCGUCCAGGCUGUCAAGUAUCAUUGUGGUGGUGAUAGUCCGCUGAAGGCGUAUCUCAACUCGAACGGGACAGCGGUGUCUGAGCCUGGGGCUCUGGCAUGUUAG
Molecule: messenger RNA, 807 nt
Organism: Anthostomella pinea
Lineage: Eukaryota; Fungi; Ascomycota; Sordariomycetes; Xylariales; Xylariaceae
Source: the annotation of a GenBank genome assembly